Neofelis nebulosa (Clouded leopard) is the source of this 882-nucleotide messenger RNA. RefSeq names its product atherin-like. The transcript has a single exon. The coding region runs from base 1 to 882 and encodes 293 amino acids. NCBI's taxonomy places the organism in Eukaryota, Metazoa, Chordata, Mammalia, Carnivora, Felidae. The record is from RefSeq and is a predicted model, not a curated record.
AUGGCCCCGGGACCCGGGGCACCUGGGGCACCGCAACUGGGGGACCCGCACCUGGAGGCACCUGCACCUGACCGGGAGAACCAGACCAGGGAGCACCCGCACCAGGGGGCGUCCCAGACGCCGGCGGGACACCUGCACCUGGGAGGCACCCGCACCUGGGGGCACCCGCACCAGCAGGCGGGAGGCGGCGCGGUCCCAAGUCGCCGGCGGCGGGGUAGCGCCCAGGGGCCUCCGGGACCGCCGUGGCGGGCUCGGGCUUCCAUCCCAGCCUCGGCCUCUCCGCGCGGACGGCGGAACGACCCCCGCCCCCCGCCCGGUCCCCACUCUCCUCACGCGCUUCCCACAAACGGCCGACGCGUCGGGAUCUGGGCUGCGGCAGCACAGCGCCGACCUCCGCCUCUGGAGGAGACACGCCAGGCCUGCCGCCCGCCCGCACUCACCGCGCCGCCUGCGCCCGCCAAGGACGCCGCCGCAGCCGCCCAGCAGCUUCCGCCCGGCGCCACACAACCGCCGGCGCCCACCUCGGCCGCGGCCGGCGCAGGCGCUCUGGGCCGCUCCCGGGCCGCGCGCGCCGCCUCGCCCCCGCCGCCGACGCACGUGACGCGCGCCGGCCAAUGGCAGCCGGAGGCGGCCUGGGAUGCGGCGGCGGAACGCGGGAAGGCUGCGGGAUGCCGCCUCCCGGCCCGACUCGGAGGUCGGCGGCAGCGGGAAGGGAAGGCAGGGCCCGGGUUCGGCCAGCCUGUGCCCGCGGGACGGGGAGCCGGAACCUGGGCCCCGCCCCCGAGCUACCCCGCCCCGACGGCCGCGACUGGCCCACGAGUGUCCCAAGGGGCCCGCACCUGCUCCCCCAGCGCGUGGCGGAUGGGGUUCGCCUGCGUGUAG